Molecule: messenger RNA, 1002 nt
Organism: Didymosphaeria variabile
Lineage: Eukaryota; Fungi; Ascomycota; Dothideomycetes; Pleosporales; Didymosphaeriaceae
Exons: 1
Coding region: 1-1002 (333 amino acids)
Source: RefSeq, a predicted model, not a curated record
AUGCCAACGCCACCUCUUAUCGACAAUAUUUCCUCGUUCCUCUCUCCCGCCUACACUCGCGAGCAAAGCAUCUACACUAGCGUAGAAGGAAAGUCGUCCGAGAUCGUCAGCCUAGCUGAUAUAGCAGACAUCACUCUACGAUUGAAGGUUGCCCAAUUAUUGGCCAUCGCCCCAGAACUGCCCAUUCAAGAGUUAUGCAACCUCCUCAUUGGGAUGAAGGGCAACGUCGCAAAGGCUCGCGAGUCCAUGUUUCGACAUGCAACGCGACCGACUGGCCUGUCCCCAAUGCGAGCAGAUGCGACAACAGUGAAGUCGGAACCUGUGCGGGAAGCAUUACGGCCUCAUUCGACUCGGGAUGAUGCUACAGUGGUCGAUGACAGCGACGGAGACGAUGAAGCGAUUAUGUCGAAACUGGAACUCGACGAUUCCGAGAUAUGGAUCGACAACGAUGUUCUGGCAUCGCCGGUGCCGGCAGCCCGCAAAUCUAAACAAAUGAACCUCUCAAAGUCGAAAGCCGGAGCUCGGUCCAAGGGUACACUUAAGCACACGACCAAGACGCAAUCAAUCGACACUGGGCAUAUUUCCCUCGUCAAGCCUCCCAAUGGCAACCUCGAUCGUCGUGCUUCGCCUUCAAACCGUGCGCCACACACAUGGACGUACCCUACGCCAAGUGAAUCUCUGGCCACCCCAGUGUCAGAGUACAGACUGUCCAGAGAACUAAACUACUCUCCACACAUCACUUCGUCCAGAACUUCGAGAACCAGAGGUCGUCGGAACAACAGCAUCGAUAAUGUCUUCGUUAUCCCCGACACAGAUAGUGAAACCGAUCUUGACGGUAUGUAUGAAGACUCUCAAGUGGACGCAGAUGCCGAAGAGGAUGAUGCUAGCGAUGAGUAUGCUAUGGAUGAUGUGGAGAUGGAAGAUGUGGAGGAGGAGUUGCAUAUUGACAUGGUCCGUCCGUUCGAUAGUUCCAGCUUGACGAUAGACUCGGCAGAGCGAUAA